AGAGCGGCGAGCUGCGAACAAAAGCCCUCCGCGCGGGGCCGGAGCCCGGAACGUGUGAGACUCCACAGGACAGGGCUCCGCCAUGGUGGACCCCGUGCCGGAAGAGGAGAAGGCGGGAGCUGAGCCGGAAGGUUCGGGAGGGGACGGAGCCGCCGCGUCCGUGCCCCCUGACGCCCAGGGCGCCCAGCAGCCCGCUGCCUCCACGGCCUCGGCCUCGGCCUCAGCCUCGGCCUCGGCUUCGGCUUCGGCCUCGGCGGCGGGGGUGGCGCCCCGCAAGGCUGAAGUCCCGAGCGCCGCAGAAGAAGGCGGGCGGCGGGAGCAGUCCCCACUGCUGCACCUCGACCUCUUCAACUUCGACUGUCCGGAGGCCGAGGGCAGCCGCUACGUGCUGACCAGCCCUCGCUCGCUGGAGGCCUGCGCUCGCUGCGCCGUCAAGCCGGUGGAGCUGCUGCCCAGGGCCCUGGCCGACCUGGUGCGCGAGGCGCCGGGCCGCUCCAUGAGAGUGGCCACCGGCCUGUACGAGGCGUACGAGGCGGAGCGGCGGGCCAAGCUGCAGCAGUGCCGGGCCGAGCGCGAGCGCAUCGUGCGCGAGGAGAAGCGGCGCCUCUUCACGCCCUUGGGCCCGGCCGCCGCCGCCGCCGCCUCGGUCCCCAGCGCGGGCGGCAGCAGCAGCAGCAGCUGCAGCAGCGCCAGCCUCCCGGGCUCGCCUGCGCCGCGUGCCGCGCGCAAGGCCUCCUCCAGCCCGUCCCCCGCCCGGACGCAACCUCCGCCCGCGGGCUCGCGGGCAGGUAGGAAGAGCCACUCGCUAGACUCGCUGUCCCGCCGGCGCGAGGGCGCCCUCAGCUCUGAGUCCGGCGCGUCGUCGUCGUCCUACAGCGGGGAGAGCCUGCGGGAGCUGCGCUGGCCUCCGCGCGCCUCUGCCAGGAACAGCUGCCCCGCGGGCUCGGCGUCCUCCGCCCCCAACCCUCUGGGCCGCCCAUCCGCCCUGGCCCUGGUGCCGCUCACCGGCCGCAGCUUCAGUCUGGGCGACCUGAGCCACUCGCCGCAGACCGCUCAGCACGUGGAGCGCAUAGUGCGCCAAGUGCGCGCCGAGCGGGGCCUGCGCGGAGUGCCCGAGCGCGACCGCAAGAUCGCGGCGCUGAUGCUGGCGCGCCACCAGGAGGAGCGCCUGCUGCUGGAGCAGCGCGCCGCGGCCCACGGCCAAUGGGAGCAGCAGCGCGUGCGCGCCGAGCAGCGGCGGGAACGCGAGGAGCGGGAGAAGCAGCGCGCGCUGGAGCAGGGCCGCCGGGCCUGGGCCGCGCAGGUGGAGGAGCGGCGCGGCCGCCGGGGGCGCGAAGAGCUGGAGGCGGCGCGACGGCGGCAGCGGCAGUGCGAGCGCAGCGAAGAGCGGCGGCGGGAGCUGGCGGAACGCCAGGGCCUGCUGCGGCGGGAGCGGGCGGAGCGCGCCGCCCGGGAGGAUAGGCUGCGCAAGCUGCAGCAGGAACAGAACCUGAAGCAGCGCGAGGAGGGCCUGCAGGAGGGGCGCGAGCGGGCCGAACAGGCCCGCCGCGAGCGCGCCCAACGCGCGGCCCGCACCAAGCAGCGGCAGGAGGGCCAGCUGCAGCGGGAGAAGCGCGAGCUGAGCCGGGCCGAGCGCGCGCGCCACGAGGCGCUGCUGCAAGGCCGGGCCCGGCAGGAGCGCGCCGAGCGAGAGGGCCUGCGGAGCUCCCUGGAGGCCAGCUUGGGCCGCGCGCAGGAGAACUACGAGCAGCUGGUGGAGCAGCGCGCCCGCGAGCUGCGGGAGCGGGCCCGGCGCGAGGAGCUGCAGGGCCGGCGGGCCAAGGAGGCGGCCGAGCGCAAAGAGCGCGAGCACCAGGCGCACCUGGAGGCGCUGGCGCGCGCCGGAGAACGGCGGCUGCAGCACGCGGCGCAGGCGGCCGAGGAAGCGGUGCAGCAGAAGGCGCGGCGCGUGGGCCAGAGCCGGUUGGAGAAGGAGCGGACCCAGCGCGCCAACAAGGAGAAGGUGGAGAGAGAUGAAGACUGCCGCCGGCGGGAGCUGCUGCAGGCCAUCGGGCGCAAGCUGGAGCGCAGCGAGCAGCUGUCACGCGACCGGAGGAGCGCGCUGGAGAGCGCGCGCUCCACCGCCCGGGCCUCCUUCCAUGUGCGGGAGAAGGUGCGCGAGGAAACCAACACGCGCUCCUUCGACCGCAUGGUGCGCGAAGCCCAGCUGCACGCCAGUCUGGACCGUAAAUGA
Hyaena hyaena (striped hyena) is the source of this 2233-nucleotide messenger RNA. RefSeq names its product coiled-coil domain containing 177 (gene CCDC177). The record is from RefSeq and is a predicted model, not a curated record. NCBI's taxonomy places the organism in Eukaryota, Metazoa, Chordata, Mammalia, Carnivora, Hyaenidae. The coding region runs from base 83 to 2233 and encodes 716 amino acids. The transcript is spliced from 2 exons.